CCUAAGAUUGUCUAAAGUUACCGCAGUUAACUAGGACAAACGACCGCCGUGUUCUAGCGAACAUGGCGAUAUUCAAAUGCCUAUGUCUGUUAGGAUUGGUUUUACUAAACUCUGUUUACGCGCGAAAACCCGAAACGCAAGAUUCGUCCUAUCAAAUGCUGGGACGCAAGUUUCAAAAGCACAUCUUGAAACAGCAUAUGAAUGUCAAUGGCGUUCCUUCUCGGCCAGGAUCGCCUUUGAAAGGGUCUGCGACAGCGAAAGAUCGGAUCGAGGAGUCUGCGAGCAAAAUCUGGAAAGAAAAUGCUCCGCAAAUCUACCCUCAGGCUGAAAUUGAUAGAGAAAAUCAACUUUUGUACAACGGGAACUAUAAAGACGGGGACAUGAUGUCCAACUGGGCUGUUGAAGCUUAUCCAUCAUCUAAUUCAUAUGAUAUCAACCCAGGAUGGAAUAAAGCAAACCGCAUCAAGUUGGAUAUUCCCAUCAAAUCUGGUAAACCGGUUAUCCCGGGCAAGUCGGGUACUCCUCGCACACCAAGUACCCUCAGAGCACCAAGUACUCCAGGAACACUAAGUAUCCCCAGAAAACCAAGUACUCCCGGAACCCCAGGCAUUCCCGCAAAACCAAAUACCCUCAAAACACCAAGUACUCCGGGGACCCCAGGCACUCCCGCAAAACCAAGUACUUCUAGAACACCAAGUAUUCCCGGAACCCAAGGUACUCCCGGAACCCCAGACACUCCCGGAACCCCAGCCACUCCCGGAAUACCAAUUACAAGAAACCGCGACCUUGCAACAGUUGCAAGCACAUUUCUUCCAAGCUUUGAGGAAUUCCAACAACUCGCUAUAGACGGAACUACGUUUAAGGUAACCGAUACUUGUAAUGCGGUCGUAAGUAAAACAGACACACUCUACCAACUUAGUCCCAACCCUACGGAUUGUAUCAACCUUGCUAUUCUCCUGGAGAAGGUCCUUCCAAAUGGAAAAGCAAACUUCGUGUCCACCACGUUCAUGACUUUGGAAAAUAUCAUAAUCAGGUCGCUAUCACUGGACACCUCUACGAAAGGCGUCGAGAUCGUUGCAGCGUACAAAGGUACGGCCACGCUUAUCAAGGACAUCCUUACCCUGUCAAAUAUUCGGGCUGGACUGUCGUUUGUUUGGACACGGCCCCAGAAAUUUACGUUCGACAUCGCAGCGACGUUUUCCGUCGGAGAUGUUCCAGUCAAAGUGAGAUUGAUCAGAAAUGAACAAGGUUACACUUUCACUGCGGAAGCUACCGGCAACAUCAGCGCAACUUACAUCAAACAGAUGUUCAAUCGAGAAGAUUCAUUCCUUCCAGCGAACAGCUUGCAGACCGACUUAACUAAAGCUGGAUUUGAUUCCUUCAUGGUCAUAAAUCCUCGUCUCCGUGCAGCAUUUCUUGAUGGCUACGGCUUUCUUUUUGGUGGUUCUGUGAAAAUCCUCGAUUGGGAACCAUUUGACGUGAACGUACUCUUCAACCAGGCCAGCGAUUCCCCCACGACCGUUACAAUCGCUGUCUACACAGCGAAAUUCUCCAUAUCGAAGAUGUUGAAAGAUCUAUUCAGGAUGGAUAUUACGAGUGUUCCUGUCUUCGGUUCAAUCGAAGUUAAAAAUUUUGCUUUCUUUAUGUCAACGGGCGAUGUGGCAGAACCGUUGGAAGUGCUGGAUAUUGGCUCGGAAGAGGCUCCGUAUUCUAAAGGAUUGAAGGCAUCGUUUGAUGUCCCAAUUGGAGGGAAAUCAGUCUCAACAUCGAUUUCUAUCACGCCUACUCAAUUACAUAUUACGAUUUCACAAGACAGCGAACUUGAUCUCGGGGAUGCCGUCAACGAAUUCCUGCCGGGAAACGACUUUACCGUGACCUUGAAUGGACAAACGAGAUUGAAAAACUGGCCCUCGUUCAUUCCUGAUCCGCUGUCGAUAGCUUUGGUGACGCUUGACAUGGAGGCAGCCAAUCCAAACGGCAGCUGGGCUCUGACAAAAAUGAACAUGAAACUCAAAAUGACCAGCGAGGUCUCUUUGUUUGACAAUAAAAUUCGCAUAAAUAAUCUUGAAUUGGACUUGAACUACGAGAAAGGAGGUGAACCGUCACUUUCUGGCGUUGUAUCCGGACAAGUCGCCCUGGGGGCAACGACAGAUGUCUCACCAAGAGUUGACGUAACAAUACCGUUCCCUUUUGCGAAUCAAGAGAUCACGUUCACCUUCUCCGAUUUUAACGUUGAAAAUGUCGUGAAAGCUCUUGCUGGAGCUGACUUCACAUUCCCAACCGACUUUCCUGACCUCUUUAAGAACAUUCAACUGGACAAGAUUGCUUUGGCUUUCAAUGAAGCCGGAGAAGUGGACACAGUCUCAGUGGAUGCGAGUAUCCCUGGGGUGUGGACGAUUUUUGGAAACUUUUCGAUCGGGAAUGUGGCAAUACACUUUCAAUAUGGCAAGUCCGGCGGCACUGAAAAGAUAUGGCAACUCGUUGUUAGCGGUGAAAUUGUUAUUGCAAGCUGUACGAUAACUGUCGCAGCCGAAUUUGGAACGCAACGUGUGUCAGUUAAUGUCAAAGGCACAGACUGCUCGGCUUCUGUCGCUGAUCUGCUCAAAAAGGUCGAGAUGAAUCCGUCCAUUUUACCGCCGAUGAUUUCUGGCUUUACAAUAUUCAAUCCACAACUGAACUUUGUAUGGGAAAGAACUGGGGAACAGGCUGGAUCAAAGUCGAUCGCUUUUGCGGCAACCACAAGCCUUUUUUCGCAAAGUGAGGUUGAGUUGGCGUUUAUCCGAAACGGUGGAAAAUCCGCUCUGAUUGCUGGAUUCGCCGUACAGGUUGAUCAGAUUCCGGAAAUCAGUUUCCUAAGUUCAUUGGGAUUAUCCGAUAUUGCCGUGGUUUAUGUCAGCGAAAAAAUCCCGAUAGCUCCGUACGAGUUUACUAAUGCAGUAUUCAACAGUUACAUUCAACUGGAGCCGGAGUUUAAAGGAUUAACUGUCUAUGCUAAAUUUGUACCAAAACCAACGGACAUGCUUGGGCAUAUUCUAAGAGAAGCGGUGGCAGGGGAUCCAGCAAUGGCAGCUUCGGCAGGCCAGGAGGUUGCGAUUAUUGUCAAGAUAUCUUUCCCUCAAAUUAUAUUUGAACUGGAGAUAAACUUAGGAACGGGUCUUCAAAUUGGAGCCAUCAAAGGAUGGAAGUUUACGAAAAUGAAAUUGAUCAUCAGUAAAGCGCUUAUUGGUCUCUCUCUGAGUUGUUCCAUAGACCUGGGAAACGGUGGGCAGCCAUCUGUCUUCACAGGCCAAGUUCAGUUCACCUUCACAGGCACUGUUACGAUAUCUUUACUUUGGGAGGGCUCCUGGAAGAAUCCAUUUGGAAUCAGCAAGCGUUUGGAGAUUAGACGUUUAGGGUUGGCAUUGGGUAUAAACCUUGCAAGCUUAUUACCAAGUUUCGGCAUAACUGGUGCGAUCACCGUUGAUAUACCAAGCGCGUCAAAAAUCGAUGUUAGCUUGACCCUUUGCAUCGAUCCUGCAACGCCACAGAAAACCGUAUUUGAACUUCAUUUUACACGACUUCUACUGGAAGACGUGAUCAACCUGUUCGCGGGAAGAGCCGUAAGCUUACCAAGAAAGUUAGCCGAAGUUGGUUUUCCAGAUGAGGUGAAAAUUUACUUUUCUGUUCAAGGAAAUCCGGAUUGUUUUGGCAAAAGGUAUGAUCCAGGUGUUGAAAUCCACGGUACACUCCAGAUUCCUUUCCUUAGUAUUCGGGCACGAAUUGAUCUCAGUAUUCAGUUCACGCCGUUUUCCCUUGAUGCGAACCUGCAGCUUGAUCCAAUCAUCUACCUUGGCGGUCUCAUCAAGGUCGUGGACGCUGAUGAUGAUAGGAAAGGAGCCCACUUGAAAAUGCACAUCACUGAAAAUCUUUCUGAACUUCUUAUUGACGGUUCGUGCAGGAUUGAGAUAUUUGGGGCAAUGAUCUCCGUGAAGCUUCAAAUCAACCAGGAGAAAUUCUUCUUUGAAGGCAGACUGAAUCUUUGGAACUUGUUCCAAGUUUAUAUCCUAGUGGACAUUUCAAUGACGAAGACCUCACCAAGUGUUCACGUGAUCGGAGAAAUGCAAAAUGAUUUGUUCGCUAAGAUCAAACAGAAAGCCUCUCAAGCGAUCCAAAAUGGCGCCCGGGAGAUCAACAGGAAAAUCGAAGGCGCUCAACGAAAGGUUUCGGAUGCCAGUCGCGAGGUCGACAAGCUCCUGGGUACAAUUAACUACCAUAAACGAAAGAUAGAGGAAGCUAAGCGUGAAUGUAGUAGAGCACCGUGGUAUAAGAAAUAUAUCUGCAUUGGAACUGGUUUCAGAAUCGUUUAUCACGGAGGUGUUAUAGCGGCCUUGUACGUUGCUUAUGGCGUUGCCAAGGGAGUUUUGGCGGCGGCCAAUCUCUUCCUAAGGGGCGUGUCAGCUAUCAUUAAGGUUGGAGCCCACAUUCUUCAACAACUGGUCAAUGCAGCGUUGAGUAUUAUUGAUAUUCAAUAUGUGAGAUUUGAAGUUGAGAUGAACGGUGUUACGAAGAGAUUCGAAUUCGAUGCCAGGAUUGUGAUUCUUGGGUGGACUUUCACUCCACACUUUGCGAUUGAUUUCAGCAGCGCGCAAUCGGCCAACAACGGCAUCAACUCGGCUGGUAACUCAAUUUCCGAUGAGACCAUGAAACAGGUAAAGAAGUAAAGCAGAUCUUCAUUCAAGAAAUUCAC
Molecule: messenger RNA, 4726 nt
Organism: Dendronephthya gigantea
Lineage: Eukaryota; Metazoa; Cnidaria; Anthozoa; Malacalcyonacea; Nephtheidae
Exons: 11
Coding region: 63-4700 (1545 amino acids)
Source: RefSeq, a predicted model, not a curated record